Molecule: messenger RNA, 3182 nt
Organism: Salarias fasciatus (jewelled blenny)
Lineage: Eukaryota; Metazoa; Chordata; Actinopteri; Blenniiformes; Blenniidae
Exons: 12
Coding region: 79-1083 (334 amino acids)
Source: RefSeq, a predicted model, not a curated record
GAAGCCUUCAGAUACCGGUAGCGCCUGCUGUUUGAUCUCAACUUUUUUAAACCUUUCUUAUUGCUCCUUGUGAAAACUAUGGCUCACCCAGAGGACGAUUUUGAUCGUAAUCCAGAGAAGAACAGCAAAGCUGUGCACACACAGGAGAGUGGUUAUGAGGGCCUGUCCUCCAACAUGAAGCAUAAAUGCUAUGAUGAUGCUGAGAAGAAUCCUCAACCUGUUGACAAGGACAGCUUUGUGAGGCCCAUCCACAAAGAAGAGGGCUGCACUGCCAAACUGGCAGUGGAACUUCCUGUUUUAGCUCAUGUGGUGAGACAUGAUGAGGAGGGGCUAUUAAAAAAACCAGUUAGACCCACCUUCACACAAGUGCAGAAGAGCAAGACGGACAUCACAGCAGUCAUUGCAGAUAAGGAGAUGGUGAAAGGAAGCAGACUCUCUGUGGCCAUGAAGGUCAAUGGAAGUGCUGGCAGGCUGCACAUGAAGAGAGGAAAACGCAAAGAAUGGAAAUUGUUCCUCCAGUUUUGCCUGUUUGUACAUCUGUUACAAGUCAACAGGAUGUUUGCUGCUGGUUUGCCACUGCCGAUUUCUGACCCUGGACUGAGUGAGCAGAAAAACAAUACUGGAGGAUGGAAGUGCGUCAUCUGCAAUGACAUGGCACGAUGCCCAAACCUGACGAAAAUCUUUGAUCAGGACGACAAGAAGAUAUUUAAGAGAGCUGAAACCACCCAACUUCCACUGUGCACCGACAGCCCUGAGCUUCAUCUCAACAUAUGUAGCGUGUGCCGUUAUCAAGGAAUCACCCACAUCUACUGCCCUGACAACAUCAAAAAACUCGAAGCUGAGGAUGACCAGAGCCACAUUUUGGGACCCAUCAGCAACAUCACUGAAGGAUGUCAGCCAUUGCCGACUUCUAACUCUGGACUGAAUGAGCAGAAACACAGUGCUGUUGGAUCUGGCCGUCAGCGGCAUGGAAUUAUUUUGGCCUUCACUAUCCUGGCUCUUUGCUGUGCUGGAUUCUACUGCUGGAAGAAGAGAGGACAACUGGCAUGUCCAGCGAGUGCCCCGCAAUCCGGUGUCCUGUGACUCUGAAAAAGGACGGAGCGGCUUGGAAAAUGGAUGGAUUCUCGUCUCCCUAUUGUCUUAAGUCAUGGUGGACCACUGUGACCAGUGCAGAAUGGAAACAGCUCCUGCUCUUUAUGGUCUCCAGUUAUGAGUGCAGAAAAAAAACACAAGUAUAUUCUAGCACAUCUCUGUCUGAUUUAGCUUUAGUUUUAGUUUUGGGUUUUUGAAUGUUUGCUUUGCUUUUUGUUUCCAAACACAUGAAGACAGAGUAGCUUCUAUUAGCACAAGUUAGUGGUUUGAGUAGUUUAUAAUAGAGAUGUCCCGAUCACACUUUAAGAUGAUACUUCACAUUUGAGUAUCAGCCAGUCCCAAUACUUUUCCAAUCCCAUACUACUGUAGAAUAGAUUAUAGAAAAUCUACAUUAAAAUUUCCGUUAGUCUGCAUCGAGCUUUAUUUUGAAAAACAUAUCACUUCCAUCAGUGCUUCUUUGCCAUCAGUGCUUCUGUUACAGUUUGUUCCCUCAUGAAGGCCUUUUCAUAUAGCGUCCUGCAGGUCUGUGGAACAAUUAUGGUGCUUAAAAUCGGUCUGUGGUGCAAAAAUGGUUCAGGAUCACUGCUCUAUAAUGCCUUGAGACAAAAAUCUGGGACCACAUUUGGGCGGAACUGACCACAAAUGGUUACUGCAACCCUAUUGCAAAUCCAGAUAACCAACGCACCGGAUAAGGGAGGUCCAGAUAAUAUUUCCAGACUGCUGACAUGUUAGCCCAGACAGAUCUGGCACCUACAACAACGUGGUUGUUAUUAAUUUGUUUCCGGUAGGUGACAAAUGUCAAAGAAAUCUGUGAGGUUAUCAUCUGAAUUUGCCAAUACGUAAUCAAUUAAAAAUUGUUAAUAUCGGCCCGACUCGAUGCUCACUGAUCUGACUAGAACAUCUCUAGUCUGUAAUUGUCAUGGAAUUUUAAUAAAGAUUAGUAUUUGUUAUUCUUUUAUGAGUUUUGUCUUGAUAAAUUGUACAGCCAUUGCAAUUAUGAAAACUUUUGUAGCCUUUUUUACUUUCACGGCCAUGUUGAAUCACUUUUUUAAUGAUUUUAACAAGUCCUGAAAAUUAGUUGACAGUGUUCAAGUUGAUCAGCUAUUUGCUAUUUUUUUCAGUCACUUGUUUUUCUUUGAUUAUCAACUGGUUAUAUAUCUUCAGCUCUAAAUGAAAUCUACCUAUCUGCAAUGAUAGUUAUUAUCCCAGAACCAUCUGAGAAAUUGGCACAGUUCAACACUUUUGGAAUACGAGUUUUGACGCAAGGGAUGCACCGAUAACGGUAUUGGGUAUCGGGUCUGACAGUACACAGAGUGCUCAUACUUGGAAGAAAAUCACUGAUACCACCUGGCAAAUACUAUAAUUGCACGCAAGUACGCAAGAGAACAUGAGUGAUAUCAACAGUUUGGAGAGUCUUUAAUAUUCAUUAAUGAACAACAAACCUAAGUCAGACUGCAAACUAUGAUCUGCCAAAAUAUCAUGGGAAGACGCAAAAGAUUGUAUAACACCAGUAACUUCAUCAGCAGCAGAAUUAUUACCAGCAGAUUAGCCUGAUGUCACUUAUAAGUUUAACUGCUCAGCCCACAGUAGUGAGACGCGCUUCAUGUACAUGCUAGUAGUUUUGGGGCUCACAAAUUGGUGAUGCUACAUGCUACACGUGAUUAAAGUGCGACUGAAACACUCAUUAACAGCAAAGUGUGUGUGCAUGGUUCACAGGAAGCUCAGUUCCUCGGUUUGCAGUACGUAAAAGGCAGUGCAUAGAUAGAUGCUACUCACUGUAAUAUACAAUCUGUAGACUGUAAGGCUGUUGGAGAUGUGUAAAGCGUCGACGGAAGCUGUGAAGAGGUAGAACACUGUAACACACACACACACACACGCACAUAUAGCAAAUUAUUUUCAUCAAUUCUAUCAUUUUCAACAAAUGCUCAUCCUGCAGAGGGGACGUUUUGACAUCCGGACAGACCAAUGGAUGGACGGACAGACAGACAUGGUGAAAGCAGUACAUCCUCACAGACACUCCGUGUGUUGUAACAAGAAGAGGCACCAGGCAGGACCAUCACAUUCACAGUUUUUCUUCUCCACAACGGAUG